CAAAUACUUCAACUUUCAAAUCAAAAUGUCUUCUAAAAAGUUUGUAUUCAUGAGAUUAGAUUUCUGAAUUUAUAAACUUUUAAAACCGCAACAAACGUUUAAAAUGUCUUCAACUGUAGACCAGAAGGCAUACCUGCAAAAGUAUUUAACUGGAACAUCAGGAAUUAAGAAAAAGAAGAAGAAAAAGGUCGUCAAAGGACAAGGGUUUAAGAUAAUAGAUGAUGACCUAGAUUUGACUAAGUUACGAGCCCUGGAAGGUGAUGAAUUAGACAUUCUAGAUGAUGGGGAGGAUGCGCCACAGAUUGCUGGCAUCAUCGACGAGAGACCAGAAGAAAUAAAAAAGAUGGAACAAUUUAAAACUACCUCAAAAUGGAGAGUUGUUAAUCAGGAUGAUGGAUUUAACAGUAAAUUACAAAUAGAAGAAAUUAAGAAAGACGUCAAAGAAAUUGAGAAAGAAAAUGAAUUAAUAUUUGGUAAAAUGUACAGCGAUUCUGAGGAUGAAAAGAAUAAUGACUCCGAUCUUUCACCGCCACGGAAAAAUAAUCAAAACAAUUCGAAAAGACAGAACAGUGAUAGUGAUUUCAGUCCACCGAGAAAAAGAACCACAGAAUCGUCAGAGAAGAGAAAAACAAAUGAUAAAAAUUAUGAUUCAGAUUUUUCACCUCCACGGCGAAAGGAAAGUCAAUUACCAAGAGAAAAACCUAGAAAACAAAGUCGGUGGGAGAAAAUAGAUGAUAGUGACAGUAGAAAUAGAUCACCUAGCACUGACAAUACAAAUAAAAGGCAAAAAACAGACAAACAAACAAAACAUAAACACUCAAAAAGAUCAAGCAGUUCUGAUCAAUCUCCGCCAAGAAAAUCUCAAAAAAACCAUAGAAAUGGGACUGAAAAUUCACAUAAAUCGAGAAAAGAUUCACCUAGAAGAGAUCGAACCCCAGAUUCAGAUUUAUCACCUCCUAGGAAAAGAAAGGAAUCACCUAGAAGAAAUAAUGAAAAACACAAUAAAGAAAGAAACAGUUACAAUAGUGAAGCAAAAGAUAGAUAUCAAAAAGAAAAAGAUAAACGGAAUAAAAGGAAAUAUGACAGUGAUUCAGAUAUAUCACCUCCUAGAAGAAAAAAGGCAGAAGAUAGAGAAAAGAGGAAUUACAAGCGAAAUAGCGAUAGUCCUCCUCCAUCAAAUAAGAAGAUGGCUAAAACUUUAGACGGGAAACAAGCGGGACUUCAAGAUGCUGUGCAAUUGCGACGAGAGAAUGAGAACUUUAAGAAAAGAGAAGAAGAAGCAUUUAGUAAAAUGACAGAUGAAGUUUCCGGAAGAAAUGCCAAAGCAGUUUCUCGGAAAAGCAAAAGAGAGACAUCAGAAGACAGACAGAAACAGAAAGAAAAAGCAGACAGACAAAAAGAAUUGGAUGAAAAAUAUAAAAGAUGGAAUAAAGGAAUAAAACAAGUUGAAGCCCAAGAGGCUAAGAUACAAGAAUAUUUGCAUGAAGCGUCAAAGCCUCUCGCGAGACACAGAGAUGACAGAGAUCUAGAAGAUAACUUGAGAAGAGUAGAGAGAGAGGGAGAUCCGAUGCUGCGUUAUAUCAGAGAGAAGAAAGUAGAAAGAGGGGAGUUGCCACCAGAAAAACCCAAAUACAAGGGCAAUUUCCCACCAAAUCGUUUUAAUAUAAGACCAGGCUAUCGCUGGGACGGAGUAGACAGAUCUAACGGAUAUGAGAAGAAAUACUUUGACCAACAAAGCAAGAGGAAAGCACAACAAGAAGAAGCAUAUAAAUGGAGUACUGAAGAUUUGUAAAUAUUGUAAAGUAUUUUUCUAUUGAAUCAUGAAUUUAGUAUAAAAAAUAAAAUGACCUU
This is a messenger RNA of Papilio polytes (common Mormon), 1851 nucleotides long. Its product is annotated as BUD13 homolog. Gene Ontology annotation, molecular function: RNA binding. The record is from RefSeq and is a predicted model, not a curated record. The coding region runs from base 104 to 1792 and encodes 562 amino acids. Gene Ontology annotation, biological process: mRNA splicing, via spliceosome. The transcript has 6 exons. Lineage: Eukaryota; Metazoa; Arthropoda; Insecta; Lepidoptera; Papilionidae. Gene Ontology annotation, cellular component: RES complex; U2-type spliceosomal complex.